Messenger RNA from Fusarium poae, 2298 nucleotides. RefSeq lists its product as uncharacterized. Gene Ontology annotation, cellular component: nucleus. The record is from RefSeq and is a predicted model, not a curated record. Gene Ontology annotation, biological process: regulation of transcription by RNA polymerase II. Bases 1 to 2298 code for a protein of 765 amino acids. NCBI's taxonomy places the organism in Eukaryota, Fungi, Ascomycota, Sordariomycetes, Hypocreales, Nectriaceae. The transcript has 5 exons.
AUGGACUCGUUCAACUCUCUACAAGACCGACGAAACAGCUCAACCAUGUCCCCUCAGAUAGCUCAACAAGAUGCCAAUCUGGCGGGCCUGGGCCAGCCAAGGUCCCAGACUACAAGUUCCAUCUAUCCGAGCUGGUCUGGUGCAGGCGACGACCCUUGGACUCCCCUCUCCUUUGAUUCCUCGAAUACUCGCUCGCAGAUUUUUGGGUCUGCCAACUUUCAGACUUCAUACCAAGAAUACCAAAAUUAUAGGAGCAAACCGCUGCUGUCUGAAUGUGAUACCAACCCAGAUGACUCAGCUUACGGAAGUCGUCUUACUCAUAGCAUCGGCAAUCCUUCUACAUAUGGCGAAGACCUUGAUCCAGAUAUCCAGACGUUGGAUUCGCAAAAUGCUGAUACGCAACUCGUCAAUAGCGAUCUCGAAUCGCUCCAACUCCAAUGCCAGUCUGUUGUCAGUGAUUCUCAGCAGUAUCCAGAUCAAUGGACUCGCCCUCGUCCGCCUGCCAGCGUGGCCACAGCACCUGUUGGCGGAGAAAGACGAUGGAGCUGCAGAGAAUGCUCGAAGACAUGCCGUACUCGAUCGGAGCUGAGAAAACAUGAAUUGAAACACUCUCUUCCCUGGUGUUGCAAUGUCUCAGGUUGCUCACGCAGUAAAGGAUUCACUUCAAAGAAUGAUCUUGACAGACAUAAGAGGACUGUACACAAUGAUCGAACAGUUUCUGGCCGUGCAUUUGUAUGCAACAUCGGUGGUUGUGCGAAAAAGACCAAAAUCUGGCCCAGGGCAGAUAACUUCCGCUCCCACUUGGAGAGGAUGCAUCAUAAAACAUAUUCAGCCAACGAUGAUCUGACGGAAUAUGUUUAUCGUCCCGUCCCGUCACAAGGUCUCGAGGGUGUUGGGGGAAGUGCUAUGGCAUACCUCCAGGCCCAGGAGCAAUCACCUGGCUUGGCCCAUCCUUCUACAAUUCUAUUAUUCCGCGGACACGGCGGGGACAGGCGAGCUUCACAGCCUCAACCUGGCAUCAGCGGCCUGUCCCGAGGCCCGGCCCCUAUUUCGAUCGACCGAGAUAUAACAGGCCUAGCUCCCGUACGAGAAAGCGACGAAAACUUUAUUCGACCCGAUAUACUCAGUGGGCCUGUUACUAUGUCUCAAGAUCGGUGGCCAGGGCCCCCUACCUCUGGAGAGGAUGCACCAGGUGAUGAUAUCACAACUUCUGAGUCUGGGCAACAUGACGAUGCCGCCCCAGAUGACAUGGACGGCGUGCAAGAAAGCGAAACCUUGGAAAUGGAAACAUCUAGCGUCAGCGACAAUUCGAGCUCCCAGCAACCCGAUAUUGGAAUGAUAGAUGCCGAUGAAGCUCAGCAAACCCCAAGGGCGGUCAUAUUGGCAGACCAAUCCAGCCUUGACUCUCCCAACAACAGUCUAGUGUCAUAUGAAAUUCUCGACAAAAUCCCGAAAGAAGUUAUUGCAAGCUAUAUGAAGAAGCACUCGACUGAAAUCAGGGAUGAGACCCCGAAACCGGAUGUGCCUGGUGGCAAGAACCAAGCUCAUGUACACAAGUGCCAGGACUGCGAUAAACCGUUUCCACGCCUAUGUGAACUUAAAAAACAUCAAAAGAGGCACUCAAAACCUUACGGGUGUACUUUUUUGAACUGCAACAAGACAUUUGGAAGCAAGAACGACUGGAAGCGACAUGAGAGUAUCCAGCACUACCAGCUCGAGGUAUGGGUAUGCAAUUGCACCAACUCUAGUGGCGAGCUUUGUGACAAGGUCUGCCACCGCCGCGAGAGCUUCAGAAGCCAUCUUACGAAAGAGCAUAAAGUCUCUGACCAACGUGAACUGGAAGAAAAGGUCGACACAUGUAGAAGAGGCCGUCAUUGUGAUGCCCAUUUCUGGUGCGGCUUUUGCCAGGAAACCAUCGAGAUCAAAGAAGCAGACAACACAUGGACCAAACGCUGUGACCAUAUUGAUGAUCACUUCUCUGGUCGCGAUAUACCUCAAAGGGACAUCAGCGAAUGGGUACAUGAGAAAGGUCCCGGCACUUCAAUCGAUACUCCCCCGAAAGCUGCACCUGAGUCUUCAUCUGUUUCAUUUGUCCCUGAUCCGAAAACACCUCAACCUUUGGGAUCACAGGAUAAUAGCAGCGGAGAUCGCCGAGACUGGAAGGACACAUACAUGUGGUUAUGCUGCUAUUGUAAUAAUGAGAAUAGCCUUGGUCACAACAAGGUGUGCUUUGAUUGCAAUCGACGGAAGUGCGAUAAUUGUAAUGUGCAUACACUGCCUCAGCUUAGCGAUAACUAG